CACUCAUUUUCCACCAUUAGUAUCCUCUUGAGAUUCCCAUCAUUGUUAUUUUUCUGCUUUCAAUCUCAUUGAUUAAAAAGAUUUCUGGGUUUUUUUUAGCAUUUAAGGGUACCUAGAAAGAGAGAGAUGUUGGCAAUAUUCAACAAAGGGUUAGUGAAUCCACCCCAGGAGCUGUACAGCCCAGCUUCCUUAUGUUCGUCGAGAAAACCAAAGCUUCCUGAGGAGAUUGUGAAGGAUUUUGUCUCUGCUAAUCCUCCUAAUGCUUUCUCACUGAGCUUUGGAGAUGCUGCACUGCUUGCUUAUAUUCAACCAGGAAAUUCUUACCCCAGACACCAAAGGCUGCUCUGUGGAUUGGAUGGCAUAUACUGCAUUUUCUUGGGGAGCCUGAACAACCUCUGCAGUCUCAAUAAACAGUAUGGGCUAUCAAAGUGCACCAACGAGGCUAUGUUUAUCAUUGAAGCAUAUCGUACCCUCCGUGACCGUGGCCCAUAUCCAGCUCACAAGGUUCUUCAGGAUCUGGAUGGCAGGUUUGGAUUUGUGGUCUACGAUACCAAGGCUGGACAGGUGUUUGCUGCACUGGGUGAAAAUGAAGGUGUUGGGCUAUUCUGGGGUAUUGCAGCUGACGGGUCAGUGGUGAUUUCUGACGACUUGGAGGUGAUAAAAGGAAGCUGUGCGAAAUCAUUUGCUCCAUUUCCAUCAGGGUGCAUGUUCCACAGUGAACAGGGCUUGAUGAGCUUUGAGCAUCCAAGCAGCAAAAUGAAAGCAAUGCCGAGGAUUGACAGUGAGGGAGCAAUGUGCGGGGCUAACUUCAAGGUUGAUGUUCACUCUAGGAUUAGCAGCAUGCCUCGCGUGGGAAGUGAAGCCAACUGGGCUUUGGGAGGUUCAACAGCCUAACUAAUCAAAGACUGCAGUGAUUUUUAGAUUGAUUUUGAAUUCUCAGUUUUCUUGUUUCCAGCUUCCUGUACAUGUUUCUUAUCCUAGAUUUGCUUCCAUCAUCGGCUUUUAUUGAGAAAUUUAGCGGCCGAUGAAUCUCCCCCCUGGCAAUCCUUUAAAGCUUUGUUGCAUUUUGUAUUUUCAGUUUUCAUGUUUAUAUUACCCACGUCCUGUGUUUCUCAA
Messenger RNA from Populus trichocarpa (black cottonwood), 1116 nucleotides. RefSeq names its product stem-specific protein TSJT1. NCBI's taxonomy places the organism in Eukaryota, Viridiplantae, Streptophyta, Magnoliopsida, Malpighiales, Salicaceae. The transcript is spliced from 3 exons. The record is from RefSeq and is a predicted model, not a curated record. The coding region runs from base 127 to 894 and encodes 255 amino acids.